Molecule: messenger RNA, 1272 nt
Organism: Aspergillus calidoustus
Lineage: Eukaryota; Fungi; Ascomycota; Eurotiomycetes; Eurotiales; Aspergillaceae
Source: the annotation of a GenBank genome assembly
AUGGACGCCGCAGCUUCUAACAAGGAGAAUGCGGCACAACAUAUCGCCCCAGAAACAGGCCCCGCACAUCAGUCAUUGUAUACAAACCAUGAUAAAACCGAGCUCCCACAGCGUGAACAUGGAGUGCUCAAGAAAGGCAGUGGGAGUGUUGUGAACGGGGUCCGAAGGACCACAGACCUUGUACACAGGACAGCGAAACAGCGUGGUGAUCCUGAGAGAUCCUCCAAAGGCUAUGAGAAAUAUGGCAUACACUGGGCGCCGUUGAACAUCCGCCUUGAACGACGGUUACAGACUUUUGUGGUCUUGUGUCAUACCUUGACAAUCGCUAUCUGCCUCACGGUCUUCUUUUUCACCUGCGCCAUCCCUCUUUCAUGGCCUCUCUUGCUACCCUACCUGAUAUACAUUUCGCUAUUCUCGAAUGUGGCCACAUCUGGUUCGUUGAAAUAUCGAAAUGACUUUUUGCGUUCGCUCCCUGUCUGGUCGCUCUACGCCUCCUACUUUCCGGCCCGUCUACAUCGGUCAGAGCCUCUCCUACCAACUCGGAAAUAUAUAUUUGGAUAUCAUCCACACGGCAUCAUUUCGCUUGGCGCUUUUGCAGCAUUCUGUACGGAGGCGCUUGGCUUUUCCAAGCUCUUUCCCGGUAUAACCAACACACUACUCACGCUAGACUCUAAUUUUCGCAUUCCCCUAUACCGAGAAUAUGCACUCUCAAUGGGACUUGCUAGUGUCUCACGGGAAUCAUGUGAAAACCUCCUUACCAAAGGUGGGACGGAUGGCGAAGGUAUGGGCCGUGCCAUAACAAUUGUCAUAGGUGGUGCCCGCGAGUCCCUCAAUGCAUCUCCAGGCUCACUACGUCUGGUUCUCAAACGCCGCAAAGGAUUUAUCAAGCUAGCUAUCCGUACGGGAGCCGACCUUGUACCGGUGUUGGCUUUUGGUGAGAACGAUCUCUAUGAACAAGUCCGCUCGGACAGCCACCCCCUCAUCCACAAGUUCCAAAUGCUCGUCAAGCGGACACUAGGAUUUACCAUUCCGCUUUUUCACGCCCGUGGUGUCUUUAAUUAUGAUGUUGGCUUGAUGCCAUACCGUCGCCCAUUGAAUAUUGUCGUUGGCCGUCCAAUACCCGUUGUUCAACAGCAGGACAGAAACAAAAUCGACGACGACUAUAUCAACCAACUCCACUCUGAAUACGUGCAAGAACUCGAAAGAUUAUGGGAAGAGUACAAAGAUGUCUAUGCCAACAACAGGGUUUCUGAUAUCGAGGUGGUCGCCUAA